Patiria miniata (bat star) is the source of this 2701-nucleotide messenger RNA. RefSeq lists its product as uncharacterized. The transcript has 6 exons. Lineage: Eukaryota; Metazoa; Echinodermata; Asteroidea; Valvatida; Asterinidae. Gene Ontology annotation, biological process: signal transduction. The record is from RefSeq and is a predicted model, not a curated record. Bases 41 to 2701 code for a protein of 886 amino acids. Gene Ontology annotation, molecular function: protein binding.
UGUGAGCCUCAUCAUCUGACGUCUGACUUCAAUCACAAAGAUGCAGGAAGACAGCCCUGGUCGGCGGGGUAGAGCUAGGAUCACGGCCGAGGAGUACAACCACUCACUCGGCAAACUCCUCAGCACGAAGAGGAGGGUAAAGCCAAAUCGUAAGGCGGCAUUCAUGGCCGCCUUUCCAGUCAAAGCCUCGCCAAGACUCCAUUCUGAUGAAGAGGGAGUAUCCGUCCUGCCACUGAAAGAGGCUUCAGUAACUCAUCCUGAGCACAGCAAAACUGCGACAACAGACGAAACAACCAGAGCUGAAUUGAAAAGUCCCGUCGAAGUGAGACAGAAAUUGCAGGUUUUUGUCAGAGGUCUCCUCUUACCAAAGACCCUUUGCCUGCAUCUCGAUCCAGAGACAUCAGUAGCAGCUUUGAAAAAGCGUGUGGAGCUGGAAAGUGGCAUCCAGUCUCAGGAUCAACGCCUUUACAUCGGGAGAAACUUUCAGCUUAGUGAACUGCUCUCAAUUCGCAACCAUGGGAUACAACAAGACCAGAACAUCAAGCUUCGCGUUGGCGGCUUGCUGGGCGGUGGAUCAUUAGAAGACGAAAAGUCGAGAAGCAUUUGCUUCUCAGAAUUGUCAGACGUGCCUGGACGAAGCUGGAAGAGGCUCGCCAGACAAUUGGGAUUCAAGGAAGGACAACUGGACCAAUUCGAAGAAAACUACAGGGGAGACUUACACGAACAAAUCUACAAGAUGUUAGAUGCCUGGUGGAAGAAGCAGGACAACCCUGCCGAUGCUCCUGAGAAGCUGAGAGACGCUCUGCAAGCGGCGGGUCGUGCUGACUUAGCAUCACAAGUACCAGGCAUCGCAGGAACCUCUUUUGAUAUUGAACAGUGUGCAAGAGAACUGGCAGCACAUUACCGAGAGACGAUGAAAGUGACGACACAUCCUAAAGAGAAGCACAUGGCCAGAGAGAUGGAUGACAUGUACGUCAAUCUACAGCUACUAGAAGAGACGAACAUACCAUCUCCUGUCUCCUCAUCAGAGACAGAGAUGCAGGCAGAAACAGUCAGCCAAUCGGAGCAUUUGAAAGCAUCCAAUAGAGCUAGAUGUAUCCCUGAUCUUCCAAAAUCACAACCUGAUAAGGAAAAAGGGCUUCACGUUCAGAAAAUUUCCCUUGACUCAUAUAAAGACAUGCUUGUGCUCAAAUCAAAUCGAUUAUUAAUCAGAGCUGAGGCUGGUUACGGGAAAACCACACUCCUUAAAAGGAUUGCAUACGAUUGGGCGGAUAUGAAAACCAAGGGGGAUCAAACUGAAAACCAACAACAAUCUGAGCCCACAUCAGUUCUGGAAAGAUACGAGCUUGUCUUUAUGGUAGAGGUCAAUCGAAUGGGUAAGAAAUUCGACAUCAUCGACGCCAUAUUCUCUCAGAUACUCACAGACAGCAAACUGAAAAAGAGAGACUUAGAACAAUACAUCCAUGAUAACCCAGAGCGCGUAUUAAUUCUUUUAGAUGGCGCUGAUGAGAUUUCUUUACAAAGAGUAAAGGACGCACAGUGCAAGAACGGAAUUGACUUGAAAGGUGUACUAUCGUUCAAAUCACUGAAGUCGUGCAAGGUAAUAGUAACGAGCCGACAGAAGACGGCAAAUGAACUGCUGACUAUGCAUGCACACUACACAAAAAUUAACAUAGUUGGCUUUGACGAGAAAGACAGGCAAAAGUACGUGAGGAAAUACUUGGCAAAUUUUCAAUCAGAUAAUCAAAACAGCUUCCUUGAAAAGGUGAAUGCAUCUGAAACGCUUCGUAGUUUAGCGGAGAUACCGUUAUUUCUGUGGCUGAUGUGUCACACAUGGGCAGCUGAAGGGAAACUUCCUGAUCAAAUAACAAACCUUUUUGGGGAUACAAUUCAGCUGCUUUUCCAGCAUAAGGAAAGUAAGGAAACAGACGAGCAAGUUUCUGACACUGAGACACAUGUUUCCAAACUUGGUCGGAUAGCUCUUGAAGGUUUGUUAGAUCCAAAUGGGGAAAAACUUCAUUUCAAGGAAGAUGAGAUAGAUUCAGAGGAUCUAGAAAUGUUUGAGAAGGGAUGUGAUGUUGGCUUGUUGUCAAAAAGAAGAAAAUGUCAAGGUCUCAAGACGGUCUCUCACUUUUCGUUCAUUCACAAGACUUUCCAAGAAUAUAGCGCAGCGGUUUAUCUUGUAGAUUUGUCAUGGACUGACAGACAAGCCUUUGACCAAUACUUGUCUCGUAUAUUUCAUGGCAAUGUGGAAAGCGUGGAAUAUGUUCUGCGAUUCUGCUGUGGGCUGAAAGGCAAUGCCGCCGAGGUGAUUUUGCAGCGCAUUGGAGAUCUCUUGAAGCAAAAUGAACUGAACAAGUCCCUGCAUAGAAUCUCGAUGUUGCUCCUCUUUGAAGCUCAAUCAGAAUCCCUUGUGAAAUACUUUGUUGAGACUGCGAAGGUUGAGUUUCCCUAUGAACUCCAAGGCAGCAUAAAGAAAGUUGUUCUGAAUGGAAACAAUUUGCAUGGUUUGUCACAAGUCAACAUCGAUCCUCUCCCCUCCCUUCACACACUAGAUUUAUAUAGAUGUGGUCUGCAAAACAGCGAUAUCGGGGCAAUCAUCCGUUUACUGGCCUCUCUUGGUGAUGUGAAGAAAGUCCAUUUAACAGACAACAACUUGCAUAGUAAUGUAGCCAAGGCAUUGGCUCCCUUCCUUCGUUGA